Molecule: messenger RNA, 2097 nt
Organism: Argentina anserina (silverweed cinquefoil)
Lineage: Eukaryota; Viridiplantae; Streptophyta; Magnoliopsida; Rosales; Rosaceae
Product: phosphoenolpyruvate carboxykinase (ATP) 1-like
Exons: 12
Coding region: 33-2039 (668 amino acids)
Biological process (GO): gluconeogenesis
Cellular component (GO): cytosol
Molecular function (GO): ATP binding; phosphoenolpyruvate carboxykinase (ATP) activity
Source: RefSeq, a predicted model, not a curated record
AGACGACUGCACUAGUCUCUGAUAAACCAGCCAUGGCUAACAACCCAAGUGAAAAAGGAGACUUCAGCUUUGCUCGGACUGGAAGCAUCGGCCGUCAUGGUCUUCCGAAGAUCCAAACCCGCGAGGGAACGACGGAGGUCUGCCACGAUGACACCGCGACUCCGGUUAAGGCCAAGACAAUGGACGAGCUCCACUCUCUGCAGAAGAAGAAGUCAUCGCAGCCCAGCACUCCCCACACCGCUACCGGCCAGCAAGUGUCGGCUUUCAACGCCAUUUCGGAGGAGGAUCGCCAGAAACAGCAGCUACAGUCCAUCAGUGCGUCUUUGGCGUCGCUGACGAGGGAGACGGGGCCGAAGGUGGUGAGAGGUGACCCGUCGGGGAAGACCGAUGGAAAGAAGGCGGUGCAUGUUGAGCAUCAUUUGUAUGAUAGCUCCCUCUUUGGGCUUAGUGAUAGUGCUCUCAAGUUCACCCACAUCCUCUACAACCUCUCUCCCGCUGAACUGUAUGAGCAAGCUAUCAAGUACGAGAAGGGUUCAUUUAUAACAGCAUCCGGUGCCUUGGCCACACUCUCUGGAGCAAAGACAGGUCGUUCGCCAAGAGAUAAACGCGUCGUGAAAGAUGAAGAGACCGAAAACGAGCUUUGGUGGGGAAAGGGCUCACCUAACAUUGAAAUGGAUGAACACACUUUCUUAGUGAACAGAGAAAGAGCUGUUGAUUACUUGAAUUCUUUGGACAAGGUAUUUGUGAAUGAUCAAUUUCUGAACUGGGACCCAGAACAUCGAAUCAAAGUUCGAAUUGUAUCUGCUAGAGCUUACCACUCCCUCUUUAUGCAUAACAUGUGCAUUCGACCCACUCCUGAAGAGCUGGAGGAUUUUGGUACUCCAGACUUCACAAUAUACAAUGCUGGGCGGUUCCCAUGUAACCGUUACACCCACUACAUGACUUCCUCUACUAGCAUAGACCUCAAUCUUUCCAGAAGGGAAAUGGUCAUCCUUGGUACUCAGUAUGCUGGUGAAAUGAAAAAAGGCCUAUUUAGUGUGAUGCACUAUCUCAUGCCUAAGUGUCGAAUCCUCUCCCUACAUUCUGGCUGCAAUAUGGGGAAAGAUGGUGAUGUUGCCCUUUUCUUUGGCUUAUCAGGAACUGGAAAGACAACUCUGUCUACAGAUCAUAAUAGGUAUUUAAUCGGAGAUGAUGAGCACUGCUGGAGUGACAAUGGUGUGUCAAACAUCGAAGGUGGUUGCUAUGCUAAGUGCAUUGAUUUGUCAAAAGACAAGGAACCAGAUAUUUGGAAUGCUAUCAAAUUUGGGACUGUUCUGGAGAAUGUUGUAUUUGAUGAACAUACUCGAGAAGUGGAUUAUUCAGAGAAAUCUGUUACAGAGAACACCCGGGCAGCAUAUCCUAUUGAGUACAUACCAAACGCUAAAAUACCGUGUGUUGGUCCUCAUCCGAAAAAUGUGAUUCUUCUCGCCUGUGACGCAUUUGGUGUGCUCCCACCUGUGAGCAAGUUGAGUUUGGCCCAAACAAUGUACCAUUUUAUCAGCGGCUACACCGCUCUGGUUGCCGGAACUGAGGAUGGUAUCAAGGAACCACAAGCUACAUUCUCAGCAUGCUUCGGUGCAGCAUUUAUAAUGAUGCAUCCAACAAGGUAUGCGGCAAUGUUGGCUGAAAAGAUGCAAAAGCAUGGGGCUACAGGAUGGCUUGUCAAUACAGGCUGGUCAGCAGGAAGCUAUGGAACAGGUAAACGCAUCAAAUUAGCUUAUACCAGGAAAAUUAUCGAUGCUAUUCACUCCUGUACCCUUUUGAAUGCAACCUACACCAAGACUGACGUAUUUGGACUUGAGAUCCCUUCUGAGAUUGAGGGUGUACCUGCAGAAAUUCUGGAUCCAAUAAACACUUGGUCGGACAAGAAAGCUUACAAAGACACCCUGCUGAAGUUGGGUGGUCUUUUCAAGAAGAAUUUUGAAGUAUUCUUGAAUCAUAAGAUUGGGAAAGAUAACAAGCUCACAGAGGAAAUCCUUGCUGCGGGUCCAAAUUUUUGAUCAGAGACGUGUGAUUGGUGAAGGUCAAACGAAAUGAAAUAAAACACCAGCUCAUAUA